AUGGCAACCGCUGCCUUAGAAACACAACUGACCACAGAGAAUAAGCGCGUUGAGGAGAUGUUGACCACGCUUACCAACGGAUUACCUAGCCGAAUUACCUCGUUCAUGACCGCUUUCCUGAGCAAACGCGACAACGCCUUUCCCCAGGUCAGCGUUGUAAUCUUCGAUGUCGUUCCUGUUAACCUCGGCAACGCGUACAACGCAACCUCAGGAAUCUUCACAACUCCUGUUAACGGAACUUACUUAUUUUCCAUGACGAUCGGAAACCCGACGGGCAAACCAGGCACGAUACGAAUGGAGAAGAACCAAGAAUCCAUAGCUUACGCAUUUGCAGGUCACACGAGAGGCUGGGAUCAUGGUAGCCAGACAAUCGUAGUGCGCAUGUCCGUUGGUGACGUCAUGUCUGUGGAGGGGGAAGUUCACGUGUCUUGA
This is a messenger RNA of Dreissena polymorpha, 432 nucleotides long. Its product is annotated as complement C1q-like protein 4. The transcript is spliced from 2 exons. Gene Ontology annotation, molecular function: protein binding. Lineage: Eukaryota; Metazoa; Mollusca; Bivalvia; Myida; Dreissenidae. The record is from RefSeq and is a predicted model, not a curated record. The coding region runs from base 1 to 432 and encodes 143 amino acids.